UAUAAUGGGCAAUUUACCAGCGCAGCGCAUAAAGGCUGAUUUUCCAUUCACGUCAACAGCUGUAGACUUAGCCUGUCCUUAUUUAAUAACAGAUCGCCGUGGACGUGGAUGUAAAAUCACUAAAUGUUAUCUGUGUCUAUUUAUAUGCUUAAGAUAUAAAUGUGUCCAUUUAGAAGCUGUGAGCGACUUGUCUAAAGACGCAUUUGUGCUGGCACUCCGCAGAUUUAUCGCCAGGCGCGGCAAACCUGCGGAGCUGUUUUGUGAUAAUGGCAGAAGCUUUGUAGCUGCAGCUAAAGAGAUAAAUGUUUUUUUUAAGUUACAUGAAAACGAUAUAUCAGAUUUUGCAGCUAGUCAAGGUACAAAAUUUAAAUUCGCGCCAGCUUAUGCUCCUAACUUCAACGGCUACGCGGAGGCCGGCAUUAAAAGCGCCAAAUUUCACCUCAAACGAGUUUUGGGCAAUACACACCUUACCUUUGAAGAGCUUUCAUCUCUUUUUAGCCAAGUGGAAGCAAUUUUGAACAGUAGGCCUCUCUGUCCACUCUCCUCCUCCCCUAAUGACUUUUACCCCCUUACUCCCGGGCACUUUCUCAUUUUUAGGCCGCUCACGUCGCUGCCUGCACCGCCACUGCAAGACCGGAACCCGAACCGCCUGGACCGUUUCCUGAGGCUAGAGCAACUACGGCAACACUUCUGGAAGCGCUGGUCGGCAGAGUUCGUGUCCCUACAGCAACAACGCUACAAAUGGCGCGAGAGGCAACGCGAUCUACAACUCGGGGAGCUCGUACUUAUAAAGGAGGAAGGCUUGCCGCCCUUGCUAUGGCGCAUGGGCAGAGUCGUCAAAUUACAUAAUGGAAAGGAUGGAGUGCCGCGCGUAGCAGACAUCAAUACCGCUAGAGGGAUAGUCAAGCGAGCACUCAACCGAAUAUGCCUCUACCUGUACAACAUAGAGAGUCCUGAAAGGGGAUCUUUCAGCGCCCCGGAGUAUGUUAGCGCUCUGGCAACCCAGCCAGCUUCGAACCAACCAAUGAUGUGUGGAGAUGCAGCCCAAGAUGCCAACAAUGUACGGCGAGAUCAGCGGCCAAUCAGAAAGUGCGAUGCUAGAUGCCAUGUUUCGCCUAUAAGACUCAUCCCCAGGCAGCGGACCACUCUCAUCUCUAUCUUGCAAUCUAAUCACCGAUCAGAACGCGCGUGUCCUAGACAAUUAUAA
Messenger RNA from Cydia splendana, 1207 nucleotides. RefSeq lists its product as uncharacterized. Bases 5 to 1207 code for a protein of 400 amino acids. The transcript has a single exon. The record is from RefSeq and is a predicted model, not a curated record. Gene Ontology annotation, molecular function: nucleic acid binding. Gene Ontology annotation, biological process: DNA integration. Lineage: Eukaryota; Metazoa; Arthropoda; Insecta; Lepidoptera; Tortricidae.